AUGGCCGCCGACGAUAAACAAAUUAUUUUGGACACCAAAGUACUGUCUCUGGGGAAGAACGAACUGAUCGAAUUUGCCUUGUCGUUGAAGAUUGAUAAAUCAAAGGUAGAAGGAAAGAGUAAGGUACAAAUAAUUAAAGAGAUUCGUAAUGCACUUGAAGUAAACUUAAGUACUUUUACCGAGGAAGACGAUAAAGUCAACUAUUUAGAUGGGUUAAUUUCUGCCUUAAAUCCCGAGACAAGCGAAACUGGGGCCAAAAUAUCGGAAGAACAAACUGAGAUACAAAAUCUCGAGAAGGAAUUGUCGGAACUCGAAAUAAAACGAAAGGAGAUUGAAGAUAAACUGUCGCAUACGAAGAAAUCUAAAAUUUCUGAAAAUGAAAGUGGAAGUACCACUAAGAUUUCUGCUGAAUCAGCAAAAUCACCUUUGUUUGGGUUGAGUUCUACGAUUCUCCAUCGAGAUUUCAAAAUCCAAGGUAUUAUUGGGCAACCCUCCCAAAAAGAUAAGUUGGGCUACCAAGCUUUGAUGUCUCAGAUAGAGACGGGUAAAGAUAAAGGCUAUUCAGACAAAGAAAUUAUGACCGCUGUUAUUCGGGCUGUGCAACCGGGGAUGCAACUUAGAAGUUAUCUUGAAAGUGUGAGUGGGUUGACCCUACCUAAAUUGCGCAAAAUACUAAGGUUCCAUUUUCAUGAGAAAAAUGCGACGGAACUUUAUCAAGCACUGACAAACAUGACACAACAACCAAAUGAAGAUCCACAAGCAUUUCUUAUGCGUGCGCUUACUAUCAGACAAAAGAUAAUUUAUGCUUCAAAGGAAAGCGACAGUGCUAUUAAGUAUGACGGCGCAUCUGUGCAAAGCUUAUUCCUACACGCUCUUGAGACUGGGUUAAAGGAUGAAACUAUACGUGCCAAAAUACGCCCAUUGACCGACAAUGCUAAUGUGUCAGAUGAGCAACUCAUCGAAGCUGUGUUUAUGGCUGUUUCUGCAGAGACAGAACGGAGCAACAAAUUUAGCCAUUCUCUAAAUAAGGUUCGGGACACGAAAGCUCGUGUUUCUGCACUACAGAAUGAGGAAAGCGUGGGCGAAAAGAGGGAAGUUUUAGCUGCAAUUAAACAAGUUAGAACUGAGUUAUCAGCAGUGCAGUCUGAAGUUAAAACACUUCGUGAGGCGGUUAGCCAGCGAAAUUCUAAAGAACAACCCGAAGGCGAAAGUAGGAAUGUAGCACCCACUAAGAGAUCAAAGUGUGACAAGUGUAAAACAUCUGGGGAAGAAUGUAAUCACUGUUUUCAUUGUGGUGGGUUAAACCACAUAGCACGAUAUUGUCGGUCACAAUCAAGAAACCCUUCGGGAAACGGUCGAAGGCUACCCCCGCGGGACAGGGAGUAG
This is a messenger RNA of Paramuricea clavata, 1386 nucleotides long. NCBI's taxonomy places the organism in Eukaryota, Metazoa, Cnidaria, Anthozoa, Malacalcyonacea, Plexauridae. The record is from the annotation of a GenBank genome assembly.